Messenger RNA from Enterobius vermicularis (human pinworm), 1659 nucleotides. The record is from the annotation of a GenBank genome assembly. NCBI's taxonomy places the organism in Eukaryota, Metazoa, Nematoda, Chromadorea, Rhabditida, Oxyuridae.
AUGACACCUAGUGCCAUGGAUGGCGAUAUGAACCUCUCUUUUGCCGGUUGUGGCUUUUUAGCCAUAUAUCAUGCCGGAGUUGUUGCUGCAAUACGUGAGUAUGCUCCUCAGUUGAAAAAUAAUAGAAUGUCAGCGGCAUCAGCUGGUGCUAUUGCUGCAGCAUGUUUUAUGUGUGACGUGGAUGUAUCAGAUUCAACGUCAACAUUCUUAAAAAUCGUUAAAGAGAUCUCAUUAACCAGUGAAAUCGAACACAAUAACGUGGUUGUUUCGGAAUUUGAGAGUAAAGCUGAACUGAUACAGGCAAUAUGCUGCAGUUGCUUUAUUCCAUAUUACUGUGGCCGGAAGUUCCCUUUAUUCCGAGGGAAACGGUAUUUCGAUGGAGGUUGGUCAGACAAUCAACCAAUCUAUGACGAAAACACCGUGACAGUUUCCCCAUUUUCUGGAGAAUCAGAUAUUUGUCCACCAGAUUUGGAUAGUGCGAACUUGUUUGGGUUUUCUUUUGCUGGCACGUCUAUUCGAUUCACCUUCAGAAACUUCUAUCGUUUAACAGUGUGUUUAAUGCCACCUUCGAUGGAAGUAUGUUCACGCAUUUGUAGACAAGGAUUCGAGGACGCCUUGAGAUUUUGUAUUAAAAACAAACUAACAUCGGACGCGCGUUGUCUAACAAUACUUUCAAAUGCGAACAUUUGUCCUCCCGAAUGUCCUCCUUUAGUUAGAAGCCGUAGUGCAGCUCACUCGGUGAAACCAGCCCCCUUGAGUGAAGUGUCGAAGCCAAAUCGUUUGAGUGCUCAGAAGGAUGGAAGCCUCAACUCAAGAGUUUCAAGCCAAAUUGCUGAUCUUUUUCCUGAUGUUCUUCGGAAAGUGAUCGAAGAAGCAUAUAAUGAUAAUUCAUUCUUUGGGUAUAUUAACAGUUUCCGAUUGGUUCGAUGGUUCAGGACUGCAACUGUACCAUUUACUCUUCCUUUUGAAGUCUUUAUGGUUCUUUGUAAAAACAUAACUAAGUGGCUGGAGGAUGAAGAUUCUAACUGGUGGUUUGCUAACAAGUUGCGAAAUCUUGUUAGCUUUUUAUUGAGAGAAAUAGAGUGUCAAAGAGCGUUAUACAGCGCAAGGGAAAUGAGUCAUUUCAGGCUUACUUGCCAACUGGCUAUCACUGAAGUAGAUGUAACGUCCUUUAACACCUGCAGAAGUUUUCCAGAUGAUAUUGUAUUAAAUGUGAAACCGUCUGCGGAGGCAGAGGAAGAGUACGUUAUGCUGAGGAAACAUGAUUCUCAGCUGUUUGAGAAGAAGUUAACCCGAAAUGCUACUCGCGCUUCCACAAGCAAUGUGGAACCAGCUGCAACUACUAAAAGUGCUGUUUCUGUAGAUGAAGCUACCGAUUACGCGAAAGACCAUGAUCCUCUUCUAAGUUACAGUUACUUGAAUGAGAAGAAUGAGGUGCGGUUUGCUGCGUCUUCCUUAUUAAAUUAUUAUCGUUGCAAAAAACAGCCUCGUCGAGAUUCCUAUGUUAAGGAUUCGCUUGCUAUGGGGGUUGAAGAAUGUAAAUUUCAAAUCGAAGAUUUUGCGAGCACUUCAGACGUUUCAUCAAGUGAAGAAGACAACGCUGUGAACGGGGUCAGUAAGGUGCGUCCUGUGUCGAAGCGAUAUGAGGCGUCGGAAUGA